UUAAAAGAAGGAAGAAGAUGAAAAAAGGUUGAAACCGAAAGAAGAAAAGAUAAAAAAGACUUUAAAAGAAGGAAGAAGAUGAGAAAAGGUUGAAACCGAAAGAAGAAAAGAUAAAAAAGACUUUAAAAGAAGGAAGAAGAUGAGAAAAGGUUGAAACAGGUUACCAAAUAAUGGGCUAAAGCUAAGAAUUAGAGCAGCAAGAUGAUGGAGGAGUAUGGCAAGGAGGGUCCCAUCCUUAGCAUCUUCCUUUCGGAAUUCCACAACAUUGCAGGCCCUAAAAUAGUGUAUCAGUACCCUGAGAACUAUGUCACAAAGGAGGUGUUUGAUGCAGUUUCUGUCUACAUCAUCCCAAAGCCACAGAUCCAGAAGAGGAUCAUCACAGUCAAUGUCCUCGGCCACAAGAUAACAGGCUUCCCCAAUGAGAUCAAGAACCCCAGGUACGUGCGCAAUGCCCUCAUCUUCAACCUGUGCUUCGUGUGUGACUCCAAGUCCCGUACAGUGCACUAUGAGCCUGCUGUCAAAAAGCUCUCUGAAUACCUGGAGAAUCUGGAGCUGGAGAAUGGCUUCCUCUCUAACGAUGACAGUCGAGAGCAGAUACCCAGGAUGCUGCGCCACAUCCUGGAGGAGCUCAAUGCACGGGGAGAGUGCACCGUGACACAAGGCCUCAGCACAUCUGUUCUUCAUCUGAAGGUGGUUCGCAUAUGGCCUGACCCACCACACGUGCUCGACCACCAUGUCCCCAUUCUGAUUUCAGAGGGUGCUCAGCCAAGGGAGCACUGGGAUUUAACCACACAGCAAGUGCUGCCCUACAUUGAUGGCUAUGCACAUGUAGCCAAGAUUGCAGCAGCAGCUGAUGUCGAAAGCAACCUGGUCAAGGCAUGCGUGGAGAACCUGCUCUACUAUGACCAGGUGCGUCUCCUGCCCAUCUUCCAGUACUCAAACAUAUACACAGUGACUUCAAACAUCGGCAAGCUCUAUGACAACCAUGAACUGCAGGAGGAAUGCCAGCGUGCCGUUGGGAAGAAUUCAACCUCGUUGCCACAGCUCUCACACAUCAUGAUGCUCUACUGCAGCAUGACCUACGGGGUGAGCGUGCGGGACCUGUGCAUCCGCUUUAAUCCACAGGCACUCAAUGUGGAUGAGCGGAGACUUAUCCAGUUCGGCCUCCUGCACAACCUCAUCCGGCGGCUGCAUCAGUAUCCAGUCUUUCUCAGUCCUGAUGGGGGAGGAGGAGGAGGAGCAGGAGGAGCAGGAGGAGCCCCCCCACCCCAGGGCACCCCCAGCAGGCUGAGUGCUAUACACCGGUUGUGCAACGGUUCCCACUCCUAUGAUGAGAUCUGCUGCCGGCUUGGAUUGACACACAAGGAACUGCAUGACAAGGUGGAGAGGGACCCCAACAUCCAUGUGCUGUGGAAGUGAAGGCAAAUCUAAAAGUUGAUUUCAGAGCAGAAAGCGAGGGGAAAGCGGGACUUGGAAUAGAGUUGGAAUAGGAAGUGGGGGUAAAGUAGAGAUGAAGUCUGAAGUGGAAAGUCUAAGGGAAGGGGGGCUGAUGAAGUGAAGAGUUGAGGGAAAAGGAAAGUGAGGCUGUGGGAUGUGAAAUAGAAAAUGGAAAGUGAGGAGAGAUGUGGCAGUGGAAUGGAGUUGAAGUGAAGAUGAAGCAAAAUAUGAAGCACUGAAAUUCUAAUUGUUUGUUUGUGUGUUGAAGUAAAAUUUGUUAUCUAAUUAUAUUUGCAUAAUAUGAUUUCUUGCAUUGUAAUUUCAUUUUUGUCUUGUGGAAUAUCAGUCUUUCCCAUAUUUGCUGGAUCAAUUACAAUUAUAUUCAUUCUAUAUGUCAGAAUGAAUAUCGACACGAGAGUAGUAGAUAAUAACAAGUGGCUUUAAAGACAGUGUUGUGCAUUUAUGGAAUACUUGUUUGGAUUUGUGUGCUUACUGUAUAGGUGGAAUGUGUGUAUGUAUGCCUGUGUGGGAAAUUCUUGCAGAUGUAUUUGUGUAGAGGCAAGAAAUGCAGGAAGCCCGUCUGGUAAUCAUUUGCUCAAACAAGGAUUUUGCAUUUUGAUACUGAAGCAGAAAUUAUUACUCUUCCAUUCUAACAAAUGUAGAAAAUGCUUGAAUGAGAAUAAAUAAUUCCACAAUAUAGGAUAUGUAACUGACAUUUCUACAUUGCCUCUUCAUCUGAAUCAAGUACUUGUAGUGAAAAUGCGAUAAUGAGACAUCAAUUGCAAAUCUUUGUGUGUGAAUUUAUUCAUUCUCAGUCAUACCUUUCCUAUAUAUAGUUAAGAGUCAUAUGUCAUAUGCCAGAGUAUUAUAUACAACUGGAUUUAUUUCAAUAACAUCACAUUUCUCUCUUUGUAUAUUACAGCUUGUGUCUGACAGAGUUUAUUAACUAAAUGAAAUAUGUUUAUAUAUGACAGACUGAAGUAAAGAUAUAUGUCUG
Molecule: messenger RNA, 2434 nt
Organism: Penaeus vannamei (Pacific white shrimp)
Lineage: Eukaryota; Metazoa; Arthropoda; Malacostraca; Decapoda; Penaeidae
Source: RefSeq, a predicted model, not a curated record